This is a messenger RNA of Alternaria conjuncta, 918 nucleotides long. RefSeq lists its product as uncharacterized. The coding region runs from base 1 to 918 and encodes 305 amino acids. The transcript has 3 exons. NCBI's taxonomy places the organism in Eukaryota, Fungi, Ascomycota, Dothideomycetes, Pleosporales, Pleosporaceae. The record is from RefSeq and is a predicted model, not a curated record.
AUGGCCAACGGAUUAGCCGAAGAGUUGGCGGAAUUGGUGGACCGGGCGCAGGAUUUGAUGGAUCAGGCUGGGCAGUCAAGCAACUUCCGUACUCUGCUCGAUGCGAAACGUUUAGCCACGCUGCAACGACUAUACGAUCAGUGCACCGAGUGCGAGGAUGUCCAGGAGAAAGAGCUGAGUCCGUUGCUUAAGAAGAGAAAGCAUGUACCUGAGGUCCUUCUCGGUGGCCCUAGGGAUCCUUGGAAACGCAUCACAAACCUUGAGCAUCUUCCCGAAGUUCCUGAGUACGUCAACGCGCACAUCCGCAAGCAUCCAGGGAAUGCAGAAGAUGAGAAAUUCCUCGGAAUUUUGAGUCUUACUAGCAACUGCGGCCAGUAUAACUCUACGAACGACCUUGGUAACGCAUUCAUGGCUCGCUACAGUUGGACUCAGCAAGUGGAACGUCGCGAUGAUAAGAUACACAUCCUCCAGCUGUUUAACGACCUUUUCUGGUUUGACAUAAUGCAACUGUUGAGGCCUCGGGGCACUGGUCGAGUGGGCGCUAUAAUGCGUGAUGAGUUGGACAAAUUCUUGACACCAUUAGACUUCGAUCAAAUGAAACUCCAGAAAGAGGAGGUGAUGGAGAAUGUUGGCGAUUGGAGUAUUCGCGGCUCAAAGAUCAACAAGCUUUGCAGCCGAUAUGGGCCUGGUGUCAUCAUAGUCCUUCACAGGCAACUCUCGAGAAGCUUUCUCGAGGGCAAGUUCACAGCUUCUGGGCCCUACUUUGAAGGGGCUAUUCAUCGACUAGACGAUCUCAAACUCCACAACUACUUGGAGAACACGAACACUGGCUCGCUUGGCAUCAGUAUCCGCCAGCUUCUGAUACGACCAUUCCAAGAAGCGUUCUGGCAGAGCGAGCGCGCGCGAAACGCAGUUUGA